This is a messenger RNA of Trichoderma breve, 1575 nucleotides long. RefSeq names its product sugar transporter domain-containing protein. Gene Ontology annotation, molecular function: carbohydrate:proton symporter activity. Lineage: Eukaryota; Fungi; Ascomycota; Sordariomycetes; Hypocreales; Hypocreaceae. The record is from RefSeq and is a predicted model, not a curated record. Bases 1 to 1575 code for a protein of 524 amino acids. Gene Ontology annotation, cellular component: membrane. Gene Ontology annotation, biological process: transmembrane transport; carbohydrate transport. The transcript has 4 exons.
AUGGCAGGAAAAAAUAAUGAACCCAUCAAUGCUGUUCACCAUGAGAAAACGGAUGAAAACGAGGCUAUACCUCAGGUCAUUGGAAUAACCAAUGCAUUCGACCAGGCCAUGGCACAGGAACCGCCUCGUAUCUUUGAAAGGGGCCAGAUGAUGACCAUUGGAGUCUCACUAGUCGGCUUCUGCUGCUCCACGGCCUCUGGCUACGAUGCCUCCCUGAUCAACAAUCUCCUUCAAAACCCGUGGUUCAGAGAGACCUACAAUGUUGAGAGCUCAGGUAUCUGGGCUGGUAUUGUGGCUUCCAUGAUGCAAGUUGGUGGCGUUGCUGCCAUGCCAUUUAUCGGCCCAACGAUGGACUAUUUCGGACGUCGAAGUGGCCUCUUUCUCGGAGCACUCUCCAUCAUCAUAGGCACAAUCAUCCAAGGUACAUCCACCAGCGCUUGUCAGUUCAUGGGUGGCCGCUUUUUCAUCGGGUUUGGCGCCAUCAUGAAUGGUGCCAGUGGACCAAUAUACGUACUCGAGAUCAAUCACCCAGCUUAUCGCUCAGUAAUGGGUGCUUUAUACAACACUCUAUACUUCUCUGGGGCUAUUAUCGCUGCUGGUGCCGCGCGUGGUGGUCUUAACAUCGGUGGAAAUGCUUCGUGGCGUCUUAUUACCUGGCUUCAAUGUCUCUUCGCUGGAAUUAUCAUCGUUUUGUCUCCUUGGAUUCCCGAAUCUCCUCGAUGGCUCUACGUUCAUAAUAAGGGAGAAAAAGCAGUCGCCGUUCUCGCCAAGUAUCAUGGAAGGGGAAACUCUGAGUCACCUUGGGUCAAGCUCCAGCUUCAAGAGUACGAGGAAUUUCUUAACUUGGAUGGCAGUGACAAGAGGUGGUGGGACUACCGUGCCCUGUUUCAUACUCGAGCCUCUGUAUAUCGGCUGUGUUGCAAUCUCUGGGUUUCAGUCGCUGCUCAAUGGGCUGGUAAUUCCGUGCUUUCUUACUUUCUGGGCGCUGUCCUGGAGACGGCCGGUUACAGCGAUCCAAUUCAACAAGCAAACAUUACCCUGAUUAAUAAUUGCCAGCAGUGGGCAUUCGCAAUUCUCGGAGCAUGUUAUGUCGAGCGAGUUGGUCGUCGGCCUCUACUUAUGUUUGCCUUCAUUGGCUGUAGUAUAACUUGGGCGGUUGGUACUAACGUUGCUGCAUCCAAGGCUUCGCUCGGUCUGAUCUUUAUUUUUGGCUCGAUCUUCUCCAUCGGGAUCACGCCUCUCCAAAGCCUUUAUCCCAUGGAGGUGCUCUCUUAUGAAAUGCGAGCAAAGGGGUCAGCACUCUCCACUCUAGUUAUCAGCGCCGCCAUGCUUCUCAACCAGUUUGCUUGGCCCGUUGCAAUACGCAACAUUACCUGGAAGACGUACAUCAUUUUUGCGGUCUGGAACAUGGUGCAAGCGGCCACUAUCUAUUUCUUCAUUCCUGAGACCAAAAACCGAACUCUUGAGGAGUUAGAUGAAGUCUUUGAAGCAGCAAACCCUGUUAAGGUCUCUCUUGCCAAUAGGGCUGUAAUGGUUAAUAAUGAAGACCAUUUUAUUGCAGGUAGCGAUGCAUAA